This is a messenger RNA of Symbiodinium natans, 447 nucleotides long. The record is from the annotation of a GenBank genome assembly. Lineage: Eukaryota; Dinophyceae; Suessiales; Symbiodiniaceae.
AUGGAUGCUGCUGUGGGUGCCAAGGACCUCACACUGCCUCCCGCAAAGGUGCUGUUUCUUGCAGAGGAGGCACAAGACUACGAGAGCGAGCGAGUAGCCUCCGUGUUCUACGCAGCAGAGCGUGGCGAUGUUGACAUGAUAGCUAUGCAGCUUGAGUUCGGCAUGAGCCCAAACGUGCGUGACGGCUAUGGGAGAACGCCUCUACACUUGGCGGCUCUCUUGGGCCAAUAUGAGGUUGCGCAGAAGCUCCUGGAGCAUGCAAAGUGCAACGUGAACGCGCUCGACGCCCAUGGUCGCACCCCACUGGGCUUGGCAAUGCUCGAGCAGAAGCUUGUGGUGCAAGAGCCAGUGCGAGAAGGCAAGCUGAAAGUGGCUGGGCUGCUCCGCAACAAGGGCGGAAGACAAGCUGCCUUGUACCAGAAAGAGUACCCGUCUGGCCCCGCGUGA